Messenger RNA from Mytilus trossulus (common blue mussel), 780 nucleotides. RefSeq lists its product as uncharacterized. The coding region runs from base 1 to 780 and encodes 259 amino acids. NCBI's taxonomy places the organism in Eukaryota, Metazoa, Mollusca, Bivalvia, Mytilida, Mytilidae. The transcript is spliced from 4 exons. The record is from RefSeq and is a predicted model, not a curated record.
AUGCAGAUCUAUGGUGGUUGUAACAUAGAAGGUAGUUGUACACCAUAUAUAACACGGGCACCUUGUAAAUGUAACAUAGGAAAGUGUAGUACACCUAAUAUAACACAGGUCCCUGGUAAAUGUAACAUAGGAAGGUGUAGUACACCUCAUAUAACAUGGGUCUCUGGUGAAUGUAACAUAGGAGUGUGUAGUGCACCUUAUAUAACACAAGUACCUGGUGUACAUAACAUAGGAGGAUGUAGUACACCUUAUAUAACACAGGUCCCAGGCGAAUGUAAUAUAGGAGGGUGUAGUACACCUUGUAUAACACAGGUCUCUGGUGAAUGUUACAUAGGAGUGUGUAGUGCACCUUAUAUAACACAGGUCACUUGUGGAUGUAACAUAGGAGGAUGUAGUACACCUUAUAUAACACAAGUUCCUGUGGAAUGUAACAUAGGAGGGUGUAGUACAUGUACACCAUAUAAGGCACAGGUCCCUGUCGGUUGUAACAGGAUGGUCUCUGGUGAAUGUAACAUAGGAGUGUGUAGUGCACCUUAUAUAUUACAAGUCCCUGGUGUACAUAACAUAGGAGGAUGUAGUACACCUUAUAUAACACAGGUCCCUGGCGAAUGUAAUAUAGGAGGGUGUAGUACACCUUGUAUAACACAGGUCUCUGGUGAAUGUUACAUAGGAGUGUGUAGUGCACCUUAUAUAACACAGGUCCCUUGUGGAUGUAACAUAGGAGGAUGUAGUACACCUUAUAUAGCACAGGUCUCUGGUGAAUGUAACAUAGGAGGGUGA